Rhinopithecus roxellana (golden snub-nosed monkey) is the source of this 1262-nucleotide messenger RNA. Its product is annotated as arf-GAP with GTPase, ANK repeat and PH domain-containing protein 5-like. Gene Ontology annotation, biological process: regulation of protein kinase activity; regulation of canonical Wnt signaling pathway. Gene Ontology annotation, cellular component: plasma membrane. The transcript is spliced from 8 exons. NCBI's taxonomy places the organism in Eukaryota, Metazoa, Chordata, Mammalia, Primates, Cercopithecidae. Gene Ontology annotation, molecular function: cyclin-dependent protein serine/threonine kinase activator activity. The record is from RefSeq and is a predicted model, not a curated record. Bases 381 to 854 code for a protein of 157 amino acids.
CAUUGAAAGACAGGAGAGGAGUGUUUAGUUACAAAAGCAGUCAGUAAUUCAGUCAGCAAAUAAAAUAAAAAUUAUCUAUAUUCAGUCAGCAAAUAAAAAUUGUUCAACUUGGUUGCUAAUGGGACCCACUCUACUGAGACUUUGUGUAGAACUCAUAGAGGAAGAUGGCUUCAAGUAACGAACUACCCUGUGCUUUUCUUAGGACUAAAAAAUUCAGGAAGCUGGUGAUGGAUGAAAACCUUAGUCCCACUGGCACUGCACGAGGGGCCAGGAGAGCAGCAGCCUCAUAAGCCACAGGGGACAGCCCUGAGUUUGACCAGCAACAGGGGUCAGUGUGCCCCUCGGAGUCCGAGAUCUAUGAGGCUGGAGCUGGGGACAGGAUGGCAGGAGCGCCCAUGGCUGCUGCUGUACAGCCUGCUGCAGUGACUGUUGAAGUUGGUGACGAUGUCCACAUGCAUCAUAUCCAUGACCAAGAGAUGCCUGAAGCUUUGGAGUUUAAACCUUCUGCCAAUUCAGAGGCAAGCACAAUAUUCCACGGGAACUCUCAAACAGAUGCUUUGGAGUUUAACCCUUCUGCCAAUCCAGAAGCAAGCACAAUAUUCCACAGGAACUCUCAAAGAGAUGUUGUAGAAAUAAGAAGCAGCAACUGUACAAACCAUGUAUCUACUGUGCAUUUCAGUCGACAAUACAGCUCAUGUUCGACAAUAUUCCUUGAUGACAGCACAGCCAGCCAGCCUUAUCUUACAAUGACAAUAAUAUCAGAUGCAGAUGGAUCUUUGAGCAUAUUUGAUGAGCAGUUAUACUCAUUUACGGUGGAGUCUCUCUGUAGCCCAGGCUGGAGUGCAGUCAUGUGAUCUCGGCUCCCUGCAGGCUCUGCCUCCCAGGUCCCUGUUCAAGCAGAAACCUGAACCAAACGAACAAGUUCAACAUCAUCAGUAAGAAGAACUAUCAGUGCCAUAACUCUGAUGGAAUGCACGGGGAAGGAUUCCACAUCAUUUUUGUACUGUAAUGGCCAAAAGUGCAUAACUUCAGUCCAGUCAUGGAAAUACAUCAGACAAACCCAAAUCGAGGAACAUUUGACAAAUACUGAUCAGUACUGGUUCAAAGUGUCACGGUUAGGAAAGAUAAGGAAAGACUGAGGGACUGUCACUGCAGUCCUACAAAAUGGCAAGAGACUAAGAAAUAACUAAAUGCCCUGUGAUCCUGGGUGGCAUUUGGGAACAGAAAAAGGACAUUAGUGGAAAAAGUGGUGAAACUCCAAU